AUGGAGUUAGAGAAUAUUGUGGCCAAUACGGUCUACCUCAAAGCCAGAGAAGGUGGCUCUGACAGUAACAAAGGAAAGAGUAAAAAGUGGCGAAAAAUACUACAAUUUCCACACAUAUCUCAAUGUAUAGAUCUCAAAAAUAAAAUAGAUGUAAGUUAUGAUUAUGUCGUAGAUCAACAGCCUAUAGGCAAUGUACUAUUUCGACAAUUUUGUGAAAAUAAAAGGCCAGAAUUUCACAAAUAUGUUAAAUUCUUAGAAAGUGUAUCAAGAUAUGAGAUAGAAUCUGAUGAUCAUCGAAAAACAAAUGCCUGUGAAAUAGGACGACGAUAUUUGGGUGUUGAGAACGUAAUAAAAGCGAUAGAUCAAGAGAAUGAGAAGACAGAGUCCAACAAUAUCAAUCAAAAUAAUGUAUCAUCGCCAAAAAAUAAUUCACAAGUUACUGAAAAAGUGGAUGGUCAAUCAAUGCACGAAACUGAUCUUGUAAUUGAUAUAAUAAAUAAAGAACUCAUUACGGACGUCGAGCAGAAAAUUCACACUGCUUCUAAAGAGCUCUAUGAACUGUGCUUCACCGCAGUCAAAACGUAUUUGGCUGGAGAGCCAUUUAGAGAAUUUGAGACUUCAAUGUAUUUCCAUAGAUAUCUUCAAUGGAAAUGGCUUGAGGCUCAGCCAGUUACCUAUAAAACUUUUCGGAUGUAUCGAGUCUUAGGAAAGGGAGGCUUUGGUGAAGUUUGUGCAUGUCAAGUAAGAGCAACUGGCAAAAUGUAUGCAUGUAAGAAGCUCGAGAAGAAGCGAAUAAAAAAGCGAAAGGGUGAAUCUAUGGUGCUUAUUGAGAAACAAAUAUUGCAAAAGAUCAACUCUAGAUUUGUCGUAAAUUUAGCGUACGCUUAUGAGACUAAAGAUGCUUUAUGUCUUGUUCUUACCAUCAUGAACGGAGGAGAUUUAAAAUUUCACAUCUACAAUAUGGGAGGUGAUCCCGGAUUUGAGUUACCAAGAGCACGUUUCUAUGCUGCUGAGGUUGUGUGCGGUUUAGAGAAUUUACAUCAACAAGGAAUAGUCUAUAGAGAUUGUAAGCCAGAAAAUUUAUUGCUCGACGACCAUGGACAUGUUCGAAUAUCGGAUCUUGGAUUAGCUGUUGAGAUUCCAGAAGGUGAAAUGGUUCGUGGACGUGUUGGAACUGUUGGAUAUAUGGCGCCAGAAGUCAUCGAUAAUGAAAAAUAUUCAUAUUCCCCAGAUUGGUUUAGUUUUGGAUGUCUAAUUUAUGAGAUGAUUGAAGGACAAGCGCCGUUUAGAGCUAGAAAAGAGAAAGUGAAACGAGAGGAAGUCGAUAGGAGGGUUAAGGAGGAUGCUGAGAAAUAUUCGUCUAAAUAUAAUGAAGAUGCCAAAUCAUUGUGUCAACAAUUACUCAUUAAGUCACCGAAAAGUAGAUUAGGAUGUAAAAAUGGACGACAUGGCGCGCGAGAAGUGAAACUUCAUCCAUUUUUCAAUACGAUUAAUUGGAAACGUCUCGAAGCUGGCUUGGUUGAACCACCUUUCAUUCCAGACCCUCAUGCUGUUUACGCAAAAGAUGUGUUAGACAUUGAACAAUUUUCAACAGUAAAAGGUGUUAAUUUGGAUGCUACUGAUGAGAACUUUUACACUAAAUUUAAUACGGGAUCUGUGUCGAUACCUUGGCAGAAUGAAAUGAUUGAGACCGAAUGUGUGAGAGAAUUGAAUGUCUUCGGACCGGAUGAUACACCAACUUCAGACUUAGUAUUAGAUGCGCCAAUAAUUGAGGAGAAACCAGGAUGUUUUCCAUUUAGAAGAAAGAAAAAACAACUUCCAAGAACAAAACCAAUUCCAAUACCCGAAAAUCUAUUGACAUCUAGUCAAACAGUAACAAUAACUGCAACAAAUGAAAGCUGA
Chironomus riparius is the source of this 1902-nucleotide messenger RNA. Lineage: Eukaryota; Metazoa; Arthropoda; Insecta; Diptera; Chironomidae. The record is from the annotation of a GenBank genome assembly.